CCCACCCCAAGCUCAGCCUCUCUGGAGCAUGGGCCUCCUAAUCCACAUCCUGGUCUGCCUGCUGGGGAUGGGCUCCUGGGUUGCCAUCAAUGGCGUGUGGGUGGAGCUGCCUCUCCUGGUGCCCCACGUCCCAGAGGGCUGGCUCCUGCCCUCCUUCCUGACGAUUGUCAUCCAGCUGGCCAACCUGGGGCCUCUCGCCUUCACCCUGGCACACCACUUCCUCCACAGGCAUGUGGAUGAGGCGGGUGUCAUUUAUGGGCUGCUGGGCCUUGGCUGCCUGGCCUGCAUCCUGCUGGCCUUCUUCUGGCAGGAGACUGGUGUGCUGGGAGGUGCCCGCCACAGCCUCGCCCUCCUGGCCCUGCUCUUCGUCCUGGCCCUGGUGGACUGCACCUCCUCCGUCACCUUCCUGCCCUACAUGCGCCGGCUGCGGCCCCAGCACCUCACCACCUAUUUUGUGGGUGAGGGGCUAAGCGGCUUCCUUCCGGGGCUGGUGGCACUGGGCCAGGGGGCAAGUGCAGCUCGCUGCAUCAAUGGCAGCCUGGUGGGCAACAGCACAACGAGGCUGCUGGCUGAGUACCAAGAGGCCCGUUUCUCCGUCCGCACCUUCUUCCUCCUCCUCAGUGGCAUGAUGGCAUUGAGCCUGGCAGCCUUCCUCUUCCUCAACCGCCUGCCUGAACAGGCAAAGGAGAACCGUGCCCAAGCACAGGGAGAGAGCCUGGACAGCACACAAGCCACAGCGACAGCACAACCAGGAAUUGGGGGCAUUGACUCUGGCUGUGGUGCCACCCUCUCCCAUGCCCAGAAGGCCUGCAUCUUUGGGCUGAUGGCCUGCGCCAACAUGCUGACCAAUGGCCUCCUUCCUGCACUGCAGUCCUACUCCUGCCUUCCCUACGGCCACCCCGCUUACCACCUCUCGGCCACCCUGGCCAGCCUGGCCAACCCACUCGCCUGCCUCCUUGGGAUGUUCCUGCCCAGCAGGUCUCUGGUGCUCCUGGCUCUGCUCUCCAUGACCGGAUCCCUCUUGGCCUGCUACAUCACAGCCAUGGCGGCCCUCAGCCCCUGCCCUCCCCUGCUGCACUUGCCCCUCGGCACUGUCCUCAUCGUCCUGUGCUGGGUCCUCUUCAUCGGUGUCUUCUCCUACGUCAAGCUGAUGAUUGGGAGGAUCUUGCGCAACCAGGGACGCAGCGCCCUGGUCUGGUGUGGGGCAGUGGUCCAGCUGGGGUCCAUGGUGGGGGCCCUCACUAUAUUCCCCCUGGUCAGUGUCUACAGCUUCUUCCACUCAGGAGACCCCUGUAACCCCAGCUGCCCCAGCUAGUGGC
This is a messenger RNA of Candoia aspera, 1319 nucleotides long. Its product is annotated as riboflavin transporter 2-like. Gene Ontology annotation, biological process: riboflavin transport. The transcript is spliced from 3 exons. Bases 29 to 1315 code for a protein of 428 amino acids. The record is from RefSeq and is a predicted model, not a curated record. Gene Ontology annotation, cellular component: plasma membrane. Gene Ontology annotation, molecular function: riboflavin transmembrane transporter activity. NCBI's taxonomy places the organism in Eukaryota, Metazoa, Chordata, Lepidosauria, Squamata, Candoiidae.